GUUAAUCAAUUCCGAAUCCGUAGCAAACAUUGUGCUGAAUGUAAUUUGAGAACGAGCUGCCAUUGCAAGUGAUAGCAGUGAUACAGAGAAAGGGAGAAAAACGGAAAAAAGGCCAAUGUGAGGAUCAUUGAUGAAACGGCCACAGGUUGUAAAUUAAAAAAACCAACGAUGUUGUUGUUCCUUGAGUUGCUACUCAUUCAAGGAGCUGUUUCACUUUCUUGUGAUUUUGAGAAAGAUUUUUGCGGAUGGCAACACCCUAGGAAUGCCACGGAUACAUGGAUAUUGACGUCAGGAAAUACUGCUAACUACACUGCCUGCCUUCAUCAGAGACGUAUCUUCAAGGGCGUCCCGUCCAAACCGGUGACCAAGCAGCUAAUUUACCCGAACUUCACGGGUAGUGGAGACCUAGUACUCUCCUACUACUCCUUCCAUUACAAUGAUGGCAAAAUUGGGCUGAGAGUGAUUGUGGGAGAUACCGUGCUGCUCUCUGAAGUCAAGACAGAAGAUUUUAGCUUUGAUUCGUUGUAUUGGAAAACGGCGCGAAUACGGAUCAAUGCUUAUCAGAAACAGGUCGUCAUUGAGGGGCUGAUUAUGAACAAUCAGUUAACAGGAAUUGUGAUUGACAACAUCAAGUUCUACGAGAAAAAUGCCUCCUUUUGCCCACAACUUUCGGCCCCGUUGAAUGGCACGAUGAACUGUACACAUGCCAGCACUGCUGUAGGCACCGUGUGUGUCUUUGCCUGUGUCGGAAGUCGGCGAGUCGUUGGAUCCACGGAAAGGCACUGUUUGCCGACCGGUGAAUGGUCGGGAAUCCGCCCUAUAUGUCAAGCGGCGUUCAGGCUAAGCGGGGGCUACUCCCACAUGGAUGGCGACGUUGAGAUACAACUGGACGGUCGAUGGGGAAAGAUUUGCCUUACCUAUUAUUGGUCCUGGAGAAGGGUGGCCCAAGUAGCUUGUCGAUCCCUUGGUUACGAGGGGGAGGCGCACAUGAGAUUGUCUCCAUGGCAACAGCCACCAUAUGACAGCUGGAUGUCCCUCACUUCCUGUGAUGGUAGCGAGAGAUCGCUUACUGAGUGUUCAGUGACAUUUGGCCGAUACGCCUGUGACCCAAUCACAACAUUGGCAGUGAUUUGCGGCAAGACACAAUGUCCUGCAAACUGCUCUUGUUCUCCACCAAGUGAUGACGAUCCUAGAGAUAGUAUCACAUGUAGGAAGCACGAUAUUCAACCGGAGGAACCAAUACUUAUCCACCAUUCUGCAAAGUUUUUAUUCAUGUAUGGAGUAGAUUUCAUUGUGUUCAGAGGGAUAAUAGACCAUCCAGCGAAUCUAAACCGACAGUUACAGCUUAGUAUCCUGGAGUUGGCUGAUGCUGGUAUAACUCGAAUUUCGAAGGGCACUUUUUCUACACUCGAGAGCUUGAAUGUUUUACGACUACCCUGGAACAAGAUUGAAUCACUGUCGAGUAUUGAAGAUGGUGCCUUUUGGGAACAAGGAUAUGGGCUUGAACUAAACCUCGGUUACAAUAACAUAAGAAACGUGACAGUUGCUGACAUGAAAGGAAAAGAAUUGUUUUCUCGAUUAGAACUGAAUGAUAACAAGAUUUCGUACAUCGAGGGUGGUGCGUUUAACGUGUGUGUUCAGUUGAAAGCAUUGAACCUAUCUACCAACAACAUUAGACGACUCAUGCCAUAUACACUGCCAAACUCACUAAUUUCAAUUGAUCUCAGAAGUAACGUUUUGGAGGAGGUUUUGUAUGAUGUCUUUGGAAGUCUUAGAAAUACUUAUAUUUCCAUAGUGUUAUAUAACAACAGUGUGUCCAUGAUAGAACCAGGGGCCUUAGAUUUAAGCUUCUAUUCACUGGACCUGGCGGCGAACAAUCUAACGGACAUCUCAACUUUACGUCCAAAGAUGAAUUCCGAUCUUUUUUCGUUGCUCCUCGGACAAAACAAAGUUGCAAAGUUUUCGCGAGACUUCUUGGUCGGCAGAAAUUUCCUGAAGUUUCUGGACAUAAGUGACAUCUCGCUGGGUUACAUCGAGCGUGACCUUUUCAAAGACCUCACAAAGCUUCUUAUGCUCAACGCCGUUAGAGCUAACAUUCAGUACAUCGAUGACUUUGCUUUUGAGAAAGCAAGAGAUCUUGUUUACAUAUUUCUGGACAAUAACCUCUUGACAAGAAUCUCCAGGAACACAUUUGUUGGUCCACGAUGGCUGUUUACUCUAAAUCUAGCAAACAAUCCCAUUGAGGUAAUAGAAGAAGGUGCCUUUGCGACCCUGCACGAUCUUCAAGUUCUGUACCUCGUCGGCUCCAAGGUUCAAGUGAUUGACGUGGGAACAUUCUCCUCGCGCUCUCUUACCAUCGCCCUUUUUGCUGGUAACAAUCUGCCCGGUGUAGAAGGUGAAUCUACGACUCGGCAUAUUCUCCGCGCUUCUGGUUAUGACUGCCCAACCGGGGCUGGCUCGUGGGAAACGUGUUAUCCCUGUUCUCAGGGUCAGUACAAAAUCGACGGCUCCUACUUAGAAAAGUGCACGGACUGCUCACCAGGUGGAUUUUACCAAGAUGUCAUAGCACACAUUGGGGAGCUUUCUCAUGGGAUGGGCUGCAAACAGUGCCCGCCGGGAACCUUUGUCAGCCCCGCCCAGAGCCCGGGACGAGUUGAGGGCGACUGCUCAGCUUGUCCAGAUGGAACUGAUCUAAAGAAGUUCGCGGGUUUCCGCGCCUGCCCUUGCCUACCGGGGUACUUUCGCCUCGAUCGAUUUGGAUUGUGUAAGCCCUGUCCAUACGGGUACAACUGCUCCAACGAAUCAGUGAACCUGAUGCCUGGCUUUUACUGGACCUGGUACCAUCCAGACCAUAUCCAGGAAUACCAGACAUUUGCUAGGAGGCUUAAGGAAGAAAGCCGUUUCCGCGAAAGUGAUUGGGACUCGCUCAACGGUUCACUUCCUGUUGCUUACCUCUGUCCCUUUACUAGCUCAUGUCGGGGCGAUUUCAAUGCGACUUGUUCCCAUAGUUACGAGGGUGUGCUGUGCGGUGCAUGCAGUCGAGGCUAUUACCGGAUGUUCUCCGGCUGCAACAAAUGUCCUUCGACACCGCUGGUCAUCACUCAGUUCGUGGGCGUCUUCCUCGUUCUCGCUCUCAUCGCCGUUGUGGUCAUACUCAACUGGAAGAAAUCACGUGCCGAUAAGCGCUCGCUGACCGAUCAACUGUUCGGUAGCCUGAAGAUCGUGAUCGGAUUCUAUCAGAUUCUAAGUGGAACUCUGAACGCGUACUCGUAUAUUCAGUGGCCCGAUGAGCUCUUGACGAUCAUGAAGUACGCCGAUGUGCUGCAGUUGAACAUCUUCACCGUCGCGCCCACCGAGUGCAUCAGUGAUAAGCUGAAGGUGGAUCCGUACUCGGGUCUGCUGGGGUACGUCCUGAUGGACUGCGCCGUCAUCUUCACAGCCUUCUUCUACUACAACGUCCGAAAGAUGUCGCUCUCAAGAAGAUGUCACCGUGACGCGAAGGACACGCUCUUCGACUGCAAAGCCAACUGCUAUCAAGCUGUGUUCCUUUUUCUGUUUAUCACUUACCCUGCUACCUGCACCAAGAUCUUUCAAGCACUUCCGGCCGGAUGUCAGGAGGUCUGUGAUAACACAGGUGCCUGUAAGUCGUACUUCCGGUCGGAUUACGCAGUGGAGUGUUUCAGUGAGCAGUACAACAAGUUCGUGUACUUCGUGUACGCGUCUUUGAUCAUCCCAAUGCUGUUCCCUGUGGUUUGCGCCUAUUUGUUGUGGCAACACUGCAGCGAGAAACACCACACCGGCACGUUCGCAAGUCUGAAGAGGAGAAUUAGCAAAAUGAGAAAGAAGUCCAGGAGCAUUGAUAUUACAAGCCUGAAGGAGACACAUAGAGAAGACAGAGCCAUUGAUAUUACCAGCCUGAAGGAGACACAGAGAGAAGACAGAGCCAUUGAUAUGACCAGCCUGAAGGAGACACAUAGAGAAGACAGAGCAAUUGAUAUGACCAGCCUGAAGGAGACACAGAGAGAAGACAGAGCCAUUGAUAUUACCAGCCUGAAGGAGACACAUAGAGAAGACAGAGCAAUUGAUAUGACCAGCCUGAAGGAGACACAGAGAGAAGACAGAGCCAUUGAUAUUACCAGCCUGAAGGAGACCCAGAGAGAAGACAGAGCCAUUGAUAUUACCAGCCUGAAGGAGACACAGAGAGAAGACAGAGCCAUUGAUAUUACCAGCCUGAAGGAGACCCAGAGAGAAGACAGAGCCAUUGAUAUUACCAGCCUGAAGGAGACACAGAGAGAAGACAGAGCCAUUGAUAUGACCAGCCUGAAGGAGACCCAGAGAGAAGACAGAGCCAUUGAUAUUACCAGCCUGAAGGAGACACAGAGAGAAGACAGAGCCAUUGAUAUUACCAGCCUGAAGGAGACACAUAGAGAAGACAGAGCAAUUGAUAUGACCAGCCUGAAGGAGACACAGAGAGAAGACAGAGCCAUUGAUAUUACCAGCCUGAAGGAGACCCAGAGAGAAGACAGAGCCAUUGAUAUGACCAGCCUGAAGGAGACCCAGAGAGAAGACAGAGCCAUUGAUAUUACCAGCCUGAAGGAGACCCAGAGAGAAGACAGAGCAAUUGAUAUGACCAGCCUGAAGGAGACACAGAGAGAAGACAGAGCAAUUGAUAUGACCAGCCUGAAGGAGACCCAGAGAGAAGACAGAGCCAUUGAUAUUACCAGCCUGAAGGAGACACAUAGAGAAGACAGGAGCAUUGCACCGAGAGAAGAUGCUAUCACAAAAGGGCUUCGCUUCAUGUACGAGAACUACACCAACGACUGCUGGUACUGGGAGAUCAUCGAGCUACUGCGGAAGGUCAUCUUGACAUCCCUACUGGCCUACUACGGUCAAGAUAAUCCCUUUUACCUCGGCACCUCUGCCGUACUGUCCGGUCUCUACGCCGUGUUCUUCGCCAAUCAGAAGCCAAUUCCGUACGUGUUUGAGUACUGGCUGCACCUCGGAUCGCUAGUGGCGGUGAUGGCCACCCAGCUGAUAGGUAUGGUCCUGCGAAUUCCUGGCGAGGAUGUAUCCGUGGACCAGGGAGCGGACCAACUUGGUAUCACCAUUCUGCUGCUGUUCUCGAAUGUGUUCGUCAUUGUGAUGAUUGUAGUUCGCUACAUGUACAGCAUCUGGCUGGGUCUAAAGGUCGUCCGAGCCAACCCGCAGUGCAGCAUGGGAUGCUUGAUGAACGUGUUGCAAAUUGUAACACAGGGAGAGGAGCAGACUCGGGGCGCGGAGGAGGACGGGAUACCAUGACACCCCAUCGGAGGGGGGUGGGGGGUGUUGGGAGGACUCCCAAAAUAAAGACUUAGGUGGUUGUCGGCAAGAUCCAUUUAAAAGACCUUUGAAUUUGGUCAACAGAAAUUCUUACCCCUCAGAGAUAGCGGAUUAUUAGUUGUGGUCAAAGCAGUUUCUAACUCAAAGCAGUAAAAGUAAACACAUAUUUCCAGUUUUCCUUAAGACACCAUCGCCACAUCGAGCACCAUCGCACUUUGCGACUACAUUCAUGUCCAGUUGUUAUUAGGAUGUGUUAUUGCAGAAGCGAAAGUUUUAUUACCCUAAAAGAUAGGACGAUAACCCUCAUCUACCUGCAUGAAGAUUCCCCCCCCCCCCCCCCCCCCCGGGUCAAAACCAUGCUAGCUAAGGGAUCAUCAUUUUAUACUAAACGAAGUAGUAUGAUUAUAAAUUUGAGUAGCGCUUAAAAGGGUAUUCAUCGAUCAGAGUGGACCUGAACUUUUCAUGACGUACCCCACUCUAGGCUCGAUUUCCUCGGUUUCUUUGAGCCCAAAAUCCGGGCGUAGGAGAACAUAGUUAAACGAGUGAGACCAACUAUAAGGAUACCCAGCAACGACAGCCUUGUUGAGCUGAGCUACCUUACCGAUUUCAUCUUCAUCUAUGAAGUAUUUUCAAAUACAAUGUACCUUUAAUUUAACAAGGGAUAAGACGCUAAUAAUGCAAUUUUCAUUUUCUCUGAAACGGUAUAGAAAGUUUUUAACAGCUAGUGGUAAAAAACUUCUUGGAAUGAAGUCAAUCAUUUUAAUCACAUGCACUUUGUUAUCUUCUAGUAACAUUGUUAACCAUUAGCAACAUAUUGUUAAUAGUAUUAUGUAAGUCGCGGCAGCCCAGUCACUUUGUACUCGUUUGCCAAUUGGCUGAAGCCUUAACCAAUCGUAAAGGCUCCCAUGGCGGUCAGUUUGUCAGCAUACCCAAGGGUUUGCCGACUUAGUAGCUCAUAAAAUAAGAGGGGUUGUGAUACAAGCCCCAUUUCAAUAUUGAAUACAGAUUGUCAACGCGCAAAUAAACCUAUGGUUUCAUCACCA
Messenger RNA from Nematostella vectensis (starlet sea anemone), 6362 nucleotides. RefSeq lists its product as uncharacterized. Bases 169 to 5298 code for a protein of 1709 amino acids. Gene Ontology annotation, molecular function: protein binding. Lineage: Eukaryota; Metazoa; Cnidaria; Anthozoa; Actiniaria; Edwardsiidae. Gene Ontology annotation, cellular component: extracellular matrix; membrane. The record is from RefSeq and is a predicted model, not a curated record. The transcript has 27 exons.